AUGUGGAGAAAAAUGGACAAUGCACUCCCUCAGUUGCACCAAGUGUCACUUUCGGGUUUGAAGAUGGCAGGACUUGGAUUGGGCAUAGAGGUCCAUAUUAAGGAGAUUCCUGUCAGUUAUGCAAAAUCCCAACAAGUCAUUGAUGAUAUCUGGCAGACAAUGACUCCAAAGGUUGUUAUCCAUUUGGGCAUAGCUCCAGGAGCCAAAGGCAUCACACUGGAGCAAACAGGGAAGAACCACUGCUACAAAGACAGGGAUGUGAGUGGUCUGUGCCCUGAUCGUCACUGCUGCAUUGAGGGAGGACCAGAACGACUGGACUCCAUCAUAGACAUGAGGUCUCUUAGCAAGCAUUUAAAAAGUAUGGGGCUUGAUGUCAUCUACUCUAGGGACGCUGGGAGGUACCUGUGUGAUUUUGUAUACUAUUAUUCGCUGUACCGUGGGCAGGGAAAGGCUGCGCUGAUCCAUGUGCCAGCGUCAGGCAGCCUGGCAAGCCCAGAGAGACUGGUACCACAACUCCAGACCGUCAUCCAGGCUGUGUUACGCCAGCUGGACCGCCCUGCACACACAACCUCAGGACAGGUAGAAAACAAUAAAGAAAACAUCCUCCACAAAACAUAAUCCCAUCACCGAUUACAUGGCGGAAAUGCAAUAAGUGACACUCGACACAGGCGUUCAGACUCGUUCAUUUUUUAAUUCAAAAUUUAAGAAAAAAAGAAAAUACAUGAAAAUUCUUCAGAUAUACAUUAAGCCAAUGGCAUGUAAAACGUCUACCAUCUCAACUGGUGGUGAGGAGAAAACUGAAAAACAGGAGGCCUUAGAUACAUAACUUACAAGAAGACGAGAGUACCAGCCAAGCCGUUUCACCAUCAGUUUCUACCAAGCAAUGCAGGGACACAGAGAUUUUUAUUUUUCCUAAUUUUUCGUUUCUUUUUUUGUGAAAGGAAAAUAAAAAGUGUUAUUAAACUCUUUUCAGUACAGUAGAUCAAGGCCCCUUUUGAAAUUUGUCGGAAUGCCAAGCAAAAACAACAGUGCCUGGGAAAUGAUGUCUGAAACCUCAAGCUCAUUAUUGCAAUUAAAAUGCAUACAUGCAUCUUUUCUAAACCUGAGGUUAUGCCUUAUGAAGAAAUAGAAUAAAGUAAUAAUAGUUCUUAUGAUAGUUGGGGAAAAAAAUCUUUCAGUCAAUCUACCUUCAGGUUUGCAGAAAACUUGCAUUGCAACAUAAGCUAUUUCUACUGUAAACUUGUCUCUUUUUAUUUUAAAUUCUAGUCAUGUUCUCUCUCUCUGUGUCAUGACUACCCGUAAUCUACUGGACAUCGCUGUCCUAUUUGUGUCUGUGUAUAUGUGUGUUUCUGUAGAUCUGUAACCUACUGGUAACUAAGGAACCUUGGCAGCAUUCAAUGAAAACUGACAUUCACUUUGCAACAGGCCAAUGCUUUUGUCCAUAUUCAUUACAGAAAGAAAAAAAGAAACAAAAAUAAAUAGUGAUAUCUAUUAUUUUCCCAUUAUAAACACAUCAAAAUCUUAAUCACUACAUCUACAUGUGAUACACUCCCACCCAUAUACAUACGCAACGAUACAAGCACAAGGGCUUUUAUAGAAUGGUUAUUUCGAUCAUCUUGUUGUACCACACAGAAUAAUAUUCUUUUCAAACAAUGUGCCUCUCAGCAACCCGACCAGGUCUUUUCCUGCAAGCGCCCUUGUUUCCAACCCCUGGAGUUCAAAAGAUCCAAAAUAUUAAAGUCAAAGAACAUUUUUAAGUGCCAUGAAACAGAAGGACCAGGGGCAGUAAGACCGUGACUUUCUCGGAAUCCACUUUGCAUUUUAAUUGUCUGACCCAUUGUGUUUUUUUAAUGGUUAUUUAGAGAGAAAGCAUGUUGCUGAGAUCCACCGCCUACCCAAUGCUAUUGGAAAGACUAUUUGUAGUCUCUGUAAAGCAGCAUGUUGUCAGCAGCAGUAGAAAAGAGAGGCAAAACGACAGCCCUUUCUCUCUCUAGAGAAUGAUGUCGAUGAACACGAUGACAACAAUUGGCCCUUUCUAUAUACUCACUAGACACGUGGAGUGCAUCUGACCAAACAAAUCAGCUGGAAUGUUUUUCCAGGUAGGUUUAUGAGAAGGGAAAAAAAUCCACUGGUUUGUUGUAAGAAAGUGUUACAAAAUCCACAUUAUGCAUUCAACUGUUAGAUGCUUUGGCCAAAAGGUUAAAAAAAAUUAUCUGAUUGUAAAAAAAACAGUGGUAUUUAUAAACUAGGUGAAGUUAUCGGUGUGCAUUAAAGUCACCUUCAAUUAUAGGCUACUGAAAAAAGUAGGAGACCCAACAUUUUUGUGCAGAAGCACAGUGUGUCUGAGAAGGGCAUGCUGGGAAACAGGAUGUCCAGUGCCAUGAUCUCUGUCGAUGCUGCAGAUGAGUUACUAAAUAAGAUCAUGUAAGCUAAUGAAAUUUAAUGGGGAAAAAAAUCAUGUAGUUUUUCUUGUUGGCUUAACUGUGAUGUAAUGUUAAUUACAUGAAUUACACUUCAUGUGACUUUUCUUGCUGCAACUGUUUUGAUUUGUCAGCAUUUGCAUUCUUGACUUGCUCUCCUAAACCUUUACGAACAGUUUAAUCUAUUAGAUGGUGGAUAAGGAGAGAUCACUGAAAAAGAAUAUUAAAUACAGAGGAAAAACACUGACAGCAACUAUGUUUUAUCUGUGGUCCAUCAUGUUGAAACCAUCUGGUGAAUUAGGCAUUUUAAUAUGAUUAUUUAAAAAGUACUGCAGCUUGAUUGAAAGCAGUGGGAUUUUUGUGUUGCUGGGCAUGUGAUAAGAGAUGCAAGCGACACGCCAUUAUGAAUCUCAUAGGCAUGUAAGCUCACACCAUGACGUCCUCUCUCUCCAUUCCUGGGAGUUUGUGCUUUGUGGUGCUUAAAGAGUUUUUUUUUUUUUUAAAUCAGAGACAAGACAGAGGAUAAUAAUGUGUCCUCCACAGAAAAAAAGUGAGAUGUAUUUUAUAAUUUCAUCACGUACACAUUUAAAAUAAAAGAGAAUGAGGUAGAUAGAUGCUGAAGGAAAUGAAAAAAGAAAGUCCCCCAGUCAUGACAUCAUGCAUGUAGAAUUCAGACUUUAUACUAAAUCUUAAGGGCAUUUGUACAGUGAUUUCAACUGGUAUCACCAAAAAAAAAAGAAAGAAAAGAAAUAAAUACCCCUUCAAAGGGGGGAAAUAACCUUCUAAGACAGGAUAAAUAAGUCCUGGGUAACAUUCCCAAAUGCACAUGGAGAAAUCCUUCAAAAUGAAACUUUUUAAAGCCAACUGGCCAGGAAACCUACAGUUUUAUUUAGCAUUCUUUGAGCAAACCGAUCACUUUUCUGAAUUUGAACCCAUUCUUAUUUGUUUGGUUACAGAUGGCGUAUUUCAUCAGGAAGGUUAGUGCUCGUUGCAUGGAUUUAUAAAGUCGACGUGGGUUGUGCGUGACACUAAAGCAGAUUAUGAACGUAUUUUGUUUGGAGGCAUUACAGGCUGGUUGGGGUAUGCGAGACAAAUUAAGACAACCCAAUUAGCCCUGUUAGUUGCUAUUCAGUUACAUGGAUGGGUUCUAAAAAUUGUCUAUGAGGGUAAAGAAACGUCAAUGAAACCUUCUAUGACGAUGCCUGGCAGGAGGCAUGAGCACAGACACUGAGAUACUGUACAGUUUACUACACUGUAAGGAGAGGCCAGCAACCUAAAAAAGCAGAGGAGGAAUCAACUAUGAUGCGUAUGUCUGGAGAACAAAACCAUAACAUUAACCUGAGAUUGAGCUGCACCACAUGAGCAGGUGCAAUGGUAGACAACUGUAUCAAGGAAGCCUAAAGUUCACAUGCAGAGCUAAAGAGUUUGUAGUAACUAAUAAUAAUAAUAUAGUUAGAAAACACAAGGCAAUGGACAUGUGGCAAUGCAGACAACCUCUUAGGGAGAAAAAAAC
This is a messenger RNA of Sinocyclocheilus anshuiensis, 3933 nucleotides long. RefSeq names its product pyroglutamyl-peptidase 1-like protein. The transcript has 4 exons. Lineage: Eukaryota; Metazoa; Chordata; Actinopteri; Cypriniformes; Cyprinidae. The record is from RefSeq and is a predicted model, not a curated record. The coding region runs from base 1 to 618 and encodes 205 amino acids.